Messenger RNA from Sebastes umbrosus (honeycomb rockfish), 5945 nucleotides. Its product is annotated as retinoic acid receptor beta-like. Lineage: Eukaryota; Metazoa; Chordata; Actinopteri; Perciformes; Sebastidae. The coding region runs from base 1151 to 2644 and encodes 497 amino acids. Gene Ontology annotation, cellular component: transcription regulator complex; nucleus. Gene Ontology annotation, molecular function: nuclear glucocorticoid receptor binding; RNA polymerase II cis-regulatory region sequence-specific DNA binding; zinc ion binding. Gene Ontology annotation, biological process: cellular response to corticotropin-releasing hormone stimulus; retinoic acid receptor signaling pathway; regulation of transcription by RNA polymerase II. The transcript has 8 exons. The record is from RefSeq and is a predicted model, not a curated record.
ACGACACAGGAUCGAUCACACUGACCAGAUAAUAACUUGCAGUUUGUCAACACAAAAUGUGAUUUCAUUAGGUAGAGACUUUCAUUUAUUUACUGUAAAAAAAAUAGUAUUAUUCUUAUAAAUACAUAAAUCCGUCCUGGUGCUGUUCAUUGACAUUUAUCUCUGUAGGAAUGGAGCAUUUCUCCUGUCACUGUGCGUAAAAAGCAGCAGCCUCCAGAGCGCAGACAGACAGAGCUCUGCUAAUACUUCUUCUGCUUCAAAUAAAAAAAAAAAAAAAAAAAAAAAAAAGCUCGUUUCAAAUUUGGGGGGGAUCGUCGUGAAUUUUGUUCUUUCCAAGAAAAAAAAAAAAAGAAAAAAAGAAAGAUCUUUAUUAUUUGGUCCGCCUGCGUUUCUCCUCUCCGCCUGGUUCCGCGCUGCGGAGCUGCAGUGAUGUCAGCCUGCUGCCUGCUGCCUGCUGCCUGCUGCCUGCCUUCUGGGUCAUCUGAAGGUCAGCAGCCUCCGAAGGGUUCAUAGAAAGUUCACUCGCAUAUAUUAGGCAAUUCAAUCUUUCAUUCUCAGUGUGCAAAACUAGUUGGAAAUGAGCUGCACGGGGGGACGGAGAACCCAUUCGUCAUCGGAGAGGAGAACGGGAGCUUUUUAAACGCAGUCCGGGUUGUUUUUUGUGAUAAUAGAAAAGAAAAGAUCCUCCAGUUUCAGCAGCGGGCUUUACGCGCUGCUGCUGCUGCUGCUGCUGCGCACCACCGGGACGGAGAGACUCAAUGAACACAACGUCUGGAUAUUAUUAUUAUCAUUAUUAACAUUAUUAUUAUUAUGAUGAAGAAGAAGGAGUCCCGAUCACACGUCCUAACUGGACACGGUGCGAGGAAAUGGCACAUUUAGAAGAGGAAGAAGAAGAAGAAGAAGAAGAAGCCUUUUGGAGCAUUUUGGUCCCAAAUAAUUCAUGAUUCCGGUGCGGGACGAAGGAGAACAAGAGGAGAGAAAUCCACCGUGCCAAGAAGAAGAAGAAGAAGAGGUGGUGGAGGAGGAGAGGAGGAGGAAGAGGAGGAGGAGGAGGGGGGAGAAAAAAACCCAGCAGAGUUUGAUGGAGUUGUGUUGCGCUUAUUGCCCGGUGAUAUUUAUCCAUAACGCACCAGACUGUAGUUGAGCGCUCAUGAUGUUUGACUGCAUGGACGUGCUGGCCGUGAGUCCCGGGCAGAUGUUGGAGUUCUACACGUCCAGCAGUCCGUCGUCCUGCAUGCUGCAGGAGAAGGCUCUGAAAGCCUGCAUCAGCGGACUGGCGCACAGAGAGUGGCACCACCGCCGGAGCGCACACUCCAUCGAAACGCAGAGCACCAGUUCUGAGGAGCUCGUCCCCAGCCCACCGUCCCCGCCGGCCCCUCCCAGAAUCUACAAGCCCUGCUUCGUCUGCGCGGACAAGUCCUCUGGAUACCACUAUGGUGUCAGUGCUUGUGAGGGCUGCAAGGGUUUUUUCCGCCGAAGCAUCCAGAAGAACAUGGUGUACACGUGUCACCGGGACAAGAACUGCAUUAUCAACAAGGUGACGAGGAACCGCUGUCAGUACUGCCGCCUGCAGAAGUGCUUCGGAGUGGGAAUGUCCAAAGAGUCUGUUCGAAAUGACCGGAAUAAGAAGAAGAAGGAGAGCCCGAAGCCGGAGCUGGCAGAGAGCUACGAGAUGACAGCCGAGCUGGAGACCAUCAUUGAAAAGAUCCGUAAGGCCCAUCAAGAAACCUUCCCCUCCCUCUGCCAGCUUGGCAAAUACACCACGAACUCGAGUGCAGACCACCGUGUGAGGCUGGACCUGGGCCUGUGGGACAAGUUCAGCGAGUUGGCCACCAAGUGCAUUAUCAAGAUCGUGGAAUUUGCCAAACGAGUGCCUGGCUUCACAGCGCUGACCAUCGCGGACCAGAUCACGCUCCUGAAAGCUGCCUGCCUGGACAUUCUGAUCCUGCGCAUCUGUACGAGGUACACCCCCGACCAGGACACCAUGACCUUUUCGGACGGGCUGACCCUGAACCGGACGCAGAUGCACAACGCUGGCUUCGGCCCGCUCACCGACUUGGUGUUCACUUUUGCCAACCAGCUGCUGCCCAUCGAGAUGGACGACACGGAGACAGGCCUCCUCAGCGCCAUCUGUCUCAUCUCUGGAGACCGUCAGGACCUGGAGGAGCCCUCCAAGGUGGACCAGAUGCAGGAGCCGCUCCUGGAGGCCCUGAAGAUCUACGUGAGGAAGCGUCGGCCCAGCAAACCGCACAUGUUCCCCAAAACCCUGAUGAAGAUCACAGACCUGCGCAGCAUCAGCGCUAAAGGAGCGGAGCGGGUCAUCUCUCUGAAGAUGGAGAUCCCGGGUUCCAUGCCACCGCUCAUCCAGGAGAUGCUGGAGAACUCGGAGGGCCAAGACGGCAGCAGCAGCAGUAGCUCUAGCAGCAGCAGCAGCACUAGCAGCAAAAGCAGCAGCAAAAGCAGCAGCAAAAGCAGCAGCAGCAGCAGCAGCAGCACUAGCAGCACUAGCGGGAGCAGCACUUCGGCGGAGGCGGCGGCCAGCCCCAGCAGUAAGGGCAGCCCCAAGGAGGACGCCGCUGCCGCUGAGUCGCCGGAGUCGGACAACGAGGAGGCUACGGCCACACCGCCCAGCGACGAGCCCUAGGAGGCUCUCUCUCUGACAGUCCUUUGCACGAAAAAGGAACAGCCAGGCAAGGACCCCCUAUAACCCCUCCACCCCUACUCCUUUGCUUGGUAUUACGUUAUCUUUAUAUCCUCGUCCUACUCCUUUUCUCCCCUAAAAUUCCCCUCCUUAAAAAGAAAACGUCAACACGGAGGCCUCAAAGGAUCAGUGCUUUGUGUAUAAUUCUGAAUUUAGCUCUUAUUUUGGCGUGGUGUCUCUGGGACGGGGACAACAGGAAGGGCGUGGACCUCGUAAAACCGCCAGAGAUGAUACACCUCAGGUCUCCUGUGUAAAUUCUUAUCUGCAUGACGGGAGUUUGAUAAGUGGUUUUACUUCUCUCUCUCUCUCUCUCUUUCUCUCUCUCUCUCUCUCUCUCUCUGUCCUCAUCUCUUCUCAUCUCUCGUAUUGUUGGCAUACGUGCAUUGUACAUACCAUUGUAUGGUUAGAUCUCUGUUUCUAUGAUGAAUUUUGUGGUGCUUUUUUCAUUGUCUUAAAUAUUAUCUUUGAGGCGAUACAUCAAGGUUUAAAGCGGGACUAAUUGUACGUCCUUCGAAAAAGUUAUCUAGAAUGUUAUUGCAUAUAGACAUUAUGGAAGUCUAAUAUUUUAUAUUUGUUCCUAUAUUUAAAACUGUUUUUUGUCUUUUAUAACACUUCAUGUCUCUACAUGAAUGAGUGUACAUCCACACCGCCAGAAUGCAAAGCUUCUCUCCACGUUGACAGAGCCGAGUCUGUUCAACUGUUUCCUCAACGGAGAGAAGCACAACAGCAGAAGCCUUCGAUGCACACUCAUCAGAUCGACCGUUAAGUCUCCGUCUCGACAUGAAUCACAGAGACCCGACGAGCGAGAUUAGAUUUAGAAUAAGCCAGUCUAUGAAAUCAACUCAUCAGCAAAUCAGUUUACCUCACUGUCGAAACAAAUUGGGGGAAUUAGGUUGUUGAUAGAUGCCAGAGAUUUGUUUUUUUUCUGCAGCAGGCUGUGAUCACAUAGGACGCUUUAUGUAUCCCUGCUACUUCAAACUGGACGAACUUAAACUGUGUCGCACUUUAUUAUCACCUGGUCAGUUAAGUUAACAAGCCAAUGUUGUGCCACAAUUUGUUUCCCCUAAAAAGUGAAUUUCCCUACGUCAAGUGUCCACUGAUUCUGUGAGGAAGAUGUCUGGCUUCACAUUACUUUACAUGUUAAUCUAAUUUCCACCAGCAGGAUUCCGUUGUUCAGUGGAAAAUGUACAAAAAAGGACUCAUUGGCAGGGAAACUAAUUUAUUACAUAGUGUUGGCACAACAACAAGUGAACUGAGAUGAAAAUGAAUCCUCGAAACAGACGUCGUGUAUCCACAGACUGGCAUGUUGCCGUCCUGUUAGCGAGCAGAGCCAGCAUUCGUCUUCUCUUGCCUGGUGUUUAGUGAGUCUAUGUAACUUUUGCUGAACAGCAGCACAAGCGGCAAGAAAAGGGAAAUAUAGUGUACUGCAGAGCUGGCCCUGACCAAUUUGGUGCCCUAUAGACAAGAUUUUGGCCCCUUGUAUCGCAGCCAAUUCCACCACCAAUCUUUGUGUUCAUAUACUCACACAGAAACUGCAUAGCUUUAUAUCUUUGAGAUUAAAAUAGGCAGAUCACACUCACAAGAAAAACAAUAUUUAUCAAAAUGAUGUUGUAGGUUAUUCCCCAAACAGCUGAAUAGUCUUUCCAACUUUCCCUAAUGAAUUUAAAGUGGGAGUAACUGACGUUAACUCUUUUUAUUCAUUAGCUAUCAGGGUUAUGCAGCGGGGAACCCAGAAAAUACGGCCUAUUUAAUAGGCGACAUAGUUCUGUUGUUGUGGGCUUUUUUGUGGCAAUAUUUCCAUAUAAUAGUAUUAAAUAGUAUUAGUAAAAGAAAUAGUAAAAGUUCAAAAUUAAUUUUGAAUUUGGGACGCCCCUAUGGAUGGAUGGAUUUGUCUAUACCGCCUAUGUCUAGGGCUGGCUCUGGUGUACUGACUCAGUAAUUUCAUAAACUACCAGAACAAAUAAUGCUGUAGCAGCAAAACCCCUGAGUGUACUAAACUCAACAAGGGUGUGUUUUAUUGCGUAUGAGUUUAGCCUCACUGAGAUUUAUAUUUCCAGUUUUAUUACCACUUUUUGUUGUAGUUUUGGCCAUCAUUUUUAUCAGUUAUGCUAAUAUUGUUCUUACAACACUGACUGCUAAAUUCUGAGAUGUGACAGGUUGUAAACAAGCCAACAGUUUAGCCAGACUAUCUAAACCUCUGGAGGUAAAAGUGAACACACACAAAUUGUUGCUAAUUGUGCAGGAAAACUGUCUACAUGCACGACUACGAUGGUCCAAAGUAGCCUAUACUGGAGCAUAUGGAUCUAAGGGAACAAACUUUGUUAGAGGACUUACGUUUCGACGCCAGGUGCGUCUUCAUCAGAGUGAAACAGUGCAGAGAUUCACAUUCUCCUCAAUAACCUCCCCUAAUCAGGAACUAAUUCAGCACAGGCUGGAACCACAGGGAGGGGACAAUAAGCUCUAUGUAGGCAGGGAGAGAUAUGGCAGAUCAAAGUGAAACCAGAAAGUCACCUUUGUUUUGUCUUCCAAAUAAGUCUGACUAACCUGUUUGACCUUCUGACUUUUUUUUUGUGAUGUUGCCGUGUUCCCAAAUCUCAGCAAUUAAGUUGGUGAGUUGUCUUAGAUAUAAAAACAUUGUACUCAUUAAAGUAAUGGCUGAGAUCUUGCAAAGCGUCAUUGCUAAAAAUAUGUCAAACAGGGCAACAAACACAAGCAGUGAGACAAUCAGUUUUAAACACCGUGAUCUCACAGAAAGAUGUGAAAUGACCCCGACCUCUUGACAGAGAUUAUAUGGUGGCAGCGGCGGCACAUAAUGUGUUGAGAUUACAUGCAGCCACCAGUUUGGGUAAAAUGAGUAGGCCCAUCGUUUGUUCGGUAACUUCACUUACGUAAUUUAAAAUAAGUCCACAUUUACUUUUGGUUUCUCACGGGGCACCAACACCUGUCUCCUGGGUGAAAGUCCAGUGUUUGACUCACCCAUCCAUCCCGACCUCCUCCCUAUAUGCACUUUGAUUAAAACAUAUUUCUCUUGAACCCAGGAAUUUGUGUGUCCACAACGACAAAGGAAUCCUAAUUUCCAUUGGCAUUGUUUCUGUGGUGCUGGCACAUAAUUUUAACACAUUACAUGCCACCAUUGCGUAAUACGCUGUUAAGAGGUCUUGGUCAUUUCACGUAUUUCUAUGAGAUCAGGCUGGUUUUAAACAAGCCCCAGGUUAGCCUAACUUAUUUCGAAGAGAAAACAAAG